This is a messenger RNA of Penicillium taxi, 2724 nucleotides long. RefSeq names its product ATP-binding protein. Gene Ontology annotation, molecular function: ATP hydrolysis activity; ATP binding. Bases 1 to 2724 code for a protein of 907 amino acids. The record is from RefSeq and is a predicted model, not a curated record. NCBI's taxonomy places the organism in Eukaryota, Fungi, Ascomycota, Eurotiomycetes, Eurotiales, Aspergillaceae. The transcript is spliced from 3 exons.
AUGGCGGAACUGAAUGGGGACAGCGAAACUAAACUUGAGGUUGAGCCUCAAAACAAGGUGAAUGGCACCGCUCAACCCGUCUCAGAGUCAGAGGUGAAAGAGAAGGAGACCACCACCAUUCCAGUCUCCGAUGCAGCCAAGACGGUCGCUGCAUGUAAAAAACAGCCCGAUGCCAAAUCAAGCAAGAAGCAGAAAAAGAACAAGAAGAAAGAUGAAAGUUCAAGCGAGGAAUCGUCCGAAGACUCUAGCGAAGAUUCCGAGUCCGAAGAGGAGUCUGAUUCCAGUUCUGACUCCGACAGAGCAGAGAAGCGCAAACGUCGUCAACGAGCCAAAUCUCGUGCCAAGCGUGCUUUGAAGGAUAAGAAGCAUCGCAAGAAGCGCAAGGCUCGAAGCCGUAAGACUGCCGCUUCUGAAUCUGAGGACCCUUCAGAUGCGGAAUCCUCGGAUGCCGGCUCAGGCUCCGAUUCGGAUUCAUCUAUUGACGAGAAGACUAUGCGGAAGAUGUUGAAGAAACUGAAGUUGAAGAAGCGGGGCAAGAAAACUCGAGAGCCCGAAAAGGAUGCGGAAUCCGAUGAGGAUGCUGGCGAGAGCAAGCGUGACAAGCGAUCGAAGAAAAAGAAGCCUGCGUCCAAAGUGGCCUACAAGCGAGUGGAUCAGCUUUGGGACAGUACAAUUCACAAGUAUAAAAUUUCUGAAACUGUGGAUGACAAUGACGACGAAUGGGAUCAGUACAUCUUCAAUGUGCGCCGUCAAUUCAACUGGGAGAACAAGUACCUGGACACUGUUGUGGAUAUCAAGAGUAAACCCCUUCGUGAGGCUCUGUCCAAGGUAAUGGACGGUGUUAAGGGUGUCAGCUUGGUCGAGGACCCUGCCGUCGUGGAUCCCAACAUGCUAUUCCUGUACCUUGAGGAGACUCGCCAGUACAUGAAGGACUUGAAGCGAAUUGCAAAACGGGACAAGAAGAAGAAGAACCGAAAGACCGCGGCGACCAAAGCUGCUCAUCUUAAGGUUAUGAUCAAAUACCUUGACACGGACUACGCAGACACCAAAAAGACGCUGUAUCCACUCCUGGAAGCUAAGACAAUCACAUUUGAUCUACUUUGGGCUCUCUAUAAGCCAAACACCAUUGCAUACACCCCAACCUACGGCAAUGCCGAUGAACCCCGAGCCUUCAAGGUCGAGUAUGCCACAAAGGAAUUCUCAUACACCAAAGGCACUUGGUAUGAUGUCGAGGGCCGCUACCUGGAAUACGAUGGCAAGGACUUCGGAUUUGGAACUAUGUCAGCCGAGGUAGAAUCUUUCAAGGGAGCCCGCAAGAUCACUAGUCUCAGCUGCUACCCACUGCAGUAUCAUCAUGAUGCUGAUGGUCUCCACGCCAAGCUCGUAGAUCGCGGCAAGCGAUUCAUUGCCCUGCGUGGCAUGAACUACCGCUUCCACAAAGGAAUGGCCUUCUACAAGAAGAAGCGCCAGGUGAUUAAAGUCAAUAUUGAGUCGCGAAUUAUGGUUGAUCCCAAGAUCCACAGACGAAUCAACCCGAACUACACCAUAAGCACUGUCCGCCCUAAAGAUCCUGAUAUCAUCGACCCGCUAGAUCUUAGCCUGAGUGAUGAUGACGAUGAUAGCGACGCAUGCUGCGACUGCGGAGGAUCUGACGAGGACUCGGACGCUGGCUCCGAACUGCCCCGGACCGUCUGGAAAGUGAUGAAGGACAAAGACGGAUGCGUGACGGUUGUGCAGGUCGAAGUGGACGAGAGUGGAGAAAUAGUGCAGAAAGAAAACAUGGACCGCAUCGAAGCCGACAGCACACAGGAGCCACGCGCAUUCACAGAAGAAGAACUUCUCAUUGCCAGUCCCGUCGUUCUAGGCUUCGCCUUCAGCGAGAAGCUCUGGCUCGAGUUUACCAUCUCCGGCGUGAGUGAAAUCAAGUGGGACACGGAAGCCUUCGACUCGCUCGUGCUACCAGCCAACCAAAAGUCCAUCGUAAAGGCCCUUGUCGAAUCACACAGCUUCCAUGCCGCCGAAAACAUUGACGACGUAAUCCAAGGCAAAGGCAAAGGCCUCGUGGCCGUCCUACACGGCCCGCCAGGAACAGGCAAGACGCUGACAGCUGAGGGAAUCGGCGAGCUCCUCAAACGCCCAGUCUACAUGGUCUCAGCCGGCGAACUAGGAACGGACUCACGAACCCUAGAGGCAAACUUGACCCAAAUCCUCGAGAUCGCCCACUCCUGGGGCGCAGUCCUCCUCCUCGACGAAGCAGACAUAUUCCUCGAAAAACGCACUAUCCACGACAUCCACCGCAACGCACUAGUAAGCAUCUUCCUCCGGCUGCUAGAAUACUUCCAGGGAAUCCUCUUCCUGACCACGAACCGGGUGGAAACUUUCGACGACGCCUUCCAGUCCCGUAUCCACGUUGCGCUGCGCUACGGCGAUCUUACGUCAAAGGCGAAGCGCAGUAUCUGGAAGAUGUUCCUUGAGCGGGUUCGGGCGAUUGAGAAUGUCAAAAUGACGACUUUCUCUGAAGCCGAUUUGGAUAAGCUGUCUCGCCACAACUUGAAUGGUCGUCAGAUCAAAAACUCCGUUCGCACCGCACAGGCUCUUGCUGUCAACGAGGCUGAGCCGCUUUCGAUGAACCAUAUCAAGCGUGUGCUCGACGUUGCGGAAACCUUUGAUCAGGAUCUGCGUGGUGGAACUGGUUAUCUUGAUGCUAUGCGUAGUUACACUUAG